This is a messenger RNA of Ixodes scapularis (black-legged tick), 782 nucleotides long. RefSeq lists its product as uncharacterized. Lineage: Eukaryota; Metazoa; Arthropoda; Arachnida; Ixodida; Ixodidae. The record is from RefSeq and is a predicted model, not a curated record. The transcript is spliced from 6 exons. Bases 32 to 562 code for a protein of 176 amino acids.
UCGAGCCAGCAACGAAAGGACUGCUUCAACCAUGGAAACAAGAACCGCAAUUGUACUGGUUCUCUUUUGUUCAUCGUGUCUGAUCCAUCAAGGCGAAGCUAGCACCCCGAGUAACCCGACAAAACAAUUUUACGACGAUAUGGAAACAAGACCCAUUUUGACAUACCAGUGCUAUCACAGUGGCAAUAGCAUUGAUCCACCGGGCUCCAUCAACUACACCAUUCUCUGGGACGGGACCGAUUCAAGCACUACAGAUGCCAGUGGCAUCACCUGGUCCGCGGUAGCGGGAACUCCUAAUUCUUACACUCGAGGAUCUCUUUCGACACAUUAUGACUCCGCUAGUGGUGUUGGUAAACUUUCAACUUCAUCUGUUGAGGAAGACUUGACUGUUGUAGAGCCGUUCGUUGGCAAGGCUCUCUAUUUGAAGAUCGACCUCACCAGUCCAAACACUGAUGAGGUCUACAAGAUUUAUGAUGUGGACUACAAAUGCAAGAACGCCAAGGAACUACUAGCUCAAGUUUGCCCAGACCCAUGCACCUGGGAGCUCACCCGAGAGGUGUAAAACGAUUGAAACUAUAUUAAUGUGUUAAGACACACUGGGUACCCGAUGCAUUUGCUCGGCGUUUCAGUUUAUGAUAUUAAUAAAGAUUACGGUGUGUAGGAAACUCAGGAUUUAUUUUAAGUUACGUUUGAUUAAAAACCCUAUGAGUUUCACCUUGAGGUGUGUUUUUCUUCUAUAUUUUACUGCGUUUCGUUAAAUAAAAUAUCUUACCGAAAAAGUA